Molecule: messenger RNA, 3765 nt
Organism: Closterium sp. NIES-67
Lineage: Eukaryota; Viridiplantae; Streptophyta; Zygnematophyceae; Desmidiales; Closteriaceae
Source: the annotation of a GenBank genome assembly
ACGUACUUUUUGGACCUGCGUUCCCUCGUCCCCGCAGUCCUGUUCUGCAUAGCCACCACAUCGCAGCCAUCGCCAUCCCUCCGUCACUUUAUCCACCCCAUCAAGCACCCGCUGCUGUCACUUUCCCCGUCGUGCUUCGUGUAUACCCGCCCUUCCCACAGCCUCCAGUCCGAUUCUCUCGUCCCUAGCCGAGGACUGUCCCGCAUUGCGCUUGUCGCGCCGGCACAAACUGCGACAGCUAGUGCAGACUAAUUACCCUAGUUCUGACUAGUUGCCCCAGGUUAGCAGCUCAGCCGCGAUUUGCGCUGAUAGGGACAGCCUCCCUCCUUCGACGCCGCGUUCCUGUGUCUCUGGAGUCGACGCCGCGUGUUUUUGAGAAUUCUAAAAAACUCCCUGCAAAGUCGACGCCGCGUUCUCUCACAUUCGCGGAGGGAAGAAAGCGGAGGACAUUCGGCGGAGGUCAUUCGGCGGAAGAAGUUCCGCGGAAACCAUUCAAUUCGGCGGAGGGCAAUCUGUGGAGGGCGUCGGCGGAGGACGUUCCACGGAUCAAAGGUAGCCGACCCUGAAACGCUCUUGCAACCGCCCCGUCCGACAGCCGCUCACGAUGUUUCAAACCGUCAGCGCUCGCGAUUUCACCAGCAGGCGGCGACCGGCCAAGCUAACGGCGGCCGGCGGCACUGACGGCCACGGCGACAGUCGCCAGUCAGCGCGGCCCUUAUUCGCGCGAGCGUCUACUCGCCGCGACUCGCAAGGAGACGGACGGAACGGAGCAGGAGGAGUCAGAGGAGGAAGAGCAUCCACGACUGACCCCGCGGGGGCGGCAGCGGGUGGUCCGAGCCGAAGGGGACGGAAGAUGCGGGCGCAGUCGAGCGGCGCGCGGACAGCGGCAUCGGCGGCGGAAGAUGCGGCGCAGGCGGAACUCGCGGCGACGCCGGGACUGCUGGAGCCGAUGCGCGUCGAGCUGGUUCCCGUGGACGGCGUGGCCAACUGCUACCGCGUUGCAGCGGGCAUGAAGUCGCGGCACCCCCCCGCUGUGAUCUACAACCUGCUGAGGGACUUCAAGGGCGGCCCAGCCAUCUUUCGGCACAUGGACAAGUGCACCUCGGCGCCUCAGCCGGACGGGAGCUUCCUGGUGGUGCAGAGUGUGAAGUGGCGCUUCCAGCUGAUCUCAGGGAAAUUCGACCUCGCGCUUCACUGUCACUGCGACGACGCCGCCCGCACCAUCACCUACCGACUGGCCAACCCGGGCUUCAUGAAAGCCUUUGUCGGCACGUCUACCAUCCGCAGCCUCUCUCCCCUCCCUCACUCCCCACCCGCCGCUGCCUCCUCUCUUCCUCUCACCGUCCCGGGCACACGCUUUGCCAACCUCCCCCAGCUACAACCGCAACCCGCAUCACAGCCACAGUCCCAGCCCAAGCCAUUGCACCCUUCGCUACAGAUGAAGCCACUGCAGCAACCUGCCCUGCUACAGCCGCCUCUGAAGCUGCACCAGCGCCUGCUACAGCUGCAGCAGGCGAUUCCCCUGGGCCGCUUUCCAGCUCAGCUGCUGGCGUUUGGGCGCGUUUCAGUGGGGGAACCGCAGAUUGAGGGAGCAAUGCUGGGAACGGGAGGGGCUGCUGGAUUGGCUUUGAGUCGACUCAAAAGCUUCCCGGCUCAGAUGCUGGCACUCGGGCGCGUGGCAGUGGGGGGACCGCAGAUCGAGGGCAAUUCACCUGGCAUGGCAUCAGCAGCAGCAGCAGCAGGAGGAAAAGAAUGGGGAACAGGAGCGGAUAAGACUUUGACAAGCUCGCAAUGGGGGCCUGGGCGGUCAACAGAUGCUUCGAAGCUGGUGCAAUGUGAGCCGUCGGAUUGUGGGUCGGUGAUUGAGAUCGUCCAGAGGGUGGAACCUGCCGCCUUGCCUCUCGGCCCUCUCUAUCAAUUUAUUUUGGGCCACAUUAUAUCGAGCCAGAUGCGAGGGCUCUUCCAUCACUUAUGCGUGGAGGCAACAAACAUCGAAGCGAGGCAAAAGGCCGAACAGGCGAGGUUGACUGCGGCUGCUGCCACUGCCUCUGCCGCUGAGGGUUCCAUGGAAAAUGGAGCGAGCAUGAGAAACAUGCUGGGUUUGUGGAAUAGCAGGGCAGUGGUCCCGGUUCAAGCUCAUUGAAGGCGAAUGAUUUAGUUGGGAUUGAUUUUUCUGUACAGCAUGUUUUGUGAACGGUUUGAACCGCACCCUCAUUCUUUCGGAUUGCCGCUCCUAAUUCAACGACGUGGGAUUGCUUAGAGCACACUUGUUGGCGUAUAAAUAGUUCAGCAGUCCUUCAAAACUAUUCCAGUUCAUUUUUCUCUGUAGCGAGUUAUUCGUCGAUCUUCCCAAGGCCGGAUCCUAGCGUUCAUACGGGAGAUGUCCAAACAUUAGACCUAGAUCACGCCCAACAAACUUUCGCAGCGCAGCACACGCCUUGAGUCCAAGAACUUCCUUAGCGGAUUGGCCUCAGCUCGCCAAGGCAGACUAAGCCAUUUUUGCGUGGCGUACAUUCGGCGCGAUCCCAUAGAUACAGAGGGGAUCGUUCCUCGUUGUCAUCUAGUAUGCUCACGUGCUAUUAGGGCUAGUAACCCAGGCGCCGCGAGACUCGGAUUAGUACUAAGGCCAGGAGGCGUGGGGUUGUUGCCCCCGUUAUACUUUUAAGUAGGUGCGAGUCUGAUUUAGGGCUAACCCAGGCGCUGCGAGACUCGGAUUCCUAGUGUCGUUUCGCACUAGAAGGAGACCCGUUGGGAGGCCUGCUAUUGUUGGUACCCGUUGUACGUCACCCGUUGACCGCAAUAAUCCGUGUGUAAUGAGUCGACUCAAUAAUCGACUCAUUACACAUGUACGUCACCCGUUGAGCACAAUAACCGUUGACGUACAGCGCCUGCGAGGCUAAGUUAGGGCUGUUCGCACUUAUCAAGAACACUUAGUCGACCACGUUUUUAUCCCGUUACCGUAGUUCCCUCCGAAGCGGAGUCAGCUUAUAAGGGGUACUGCCAGCGGACGGUCGGUAUGAGCUCCGGAGCGCAUACCCAGCAUCUGACCAAUCCGGGGAUGCCACCUGGACCUCCCCCAGGUCCUCCACCUGGCAUGCUUCCUCAUCCUUCGUCCACGUCAGCAUCCGCGGCAUAUUCAGGCAACCCGUACGGAGCCGCUAAGGCACAUACCUCGUCCUAUGCUACUAACUCUACUUACGCUCCUAGUUCGUCUCUUCCGGUUGCUCCUCCGCUUCCGCUUCCGCCUCCACCUCCUCCGCCCUCCAGCGGAAAUCUUCCGCUCCCCCCUCCUCCGCCGUUUCCCCCUCCUCCCUCCGGCUCCCACCACCCCACACCUCCCCCCCCGCCUCCCCCCACGUCCGAUCCCCCCUUGCCUCCACCCCCUCCCUUCCCACCCGCGCACUCCGCUCUUCCGCCUCCCCCGCCUCCCCCAUCCGCUCCUGGCGGGGGGGUUCUCGCCCUUCCGCCACCCCCCUCCGCCCCGCAGCCUCCGCCAGCGGAGAAGGGGCGGGAUGCGGGAGGGGACGGACGGAGAGAUAAGCGCGGAGCUGGCGGGGAUGCGGCAGACGGGCGGAGAGAUAGGCACCAGCAUAGUCACCAUUCGCAACAGUCACAGCAUCAACAGUACAAAGCGUCACAACCAGGAUCACAGCAACAGCAGCAGCAGCACCACCACCAGCAACAGAAGCAGCAGCAGCAGGAUGGGGGGAAGCAUAGGCACUCCUCUCACGCGCAAGCCGGGGGGAAAGGCAGCCACGCGGGCGG